ACCAGACCCUCCUAACUUUCUUUUUGCCUCGUCUUCUCCUUCACAACACCACCGAGAACAAUCCUCAGCUAGGGUUUGUGAAGCACUCCGAGCCCGGAACCCAUGACCGGAAUCCUCUUCCGAUAAGCCUCGCCUCCUCCUUACUUCUUAAAGGUUUGAGUUUUCGAGCAUUCGUGGUUGAUAGUUUUGUGGAGGGAGUAUUUUGGUAGCUGAAUUAGUUGAGUAAACGAAAAAAAACAUGUCUGGAAGAAAUCGUGGACCGCCUCAUGCUGGGUUGCCCCCUCCUAUGCAUGAUGCACCGUAUGGAAGAGGACAUGGGCCGAUGCCCCAUCCUGCGUUGCUUGAGGAAAUGAGAGAAUCCCAGCACGGUAUGGGUCCCAGGUCGCUUCCGCCUCACCCUGCAAUCAUUGAGGAGCAUCUCGCGGCGCAGCUUCAAGAUAUUCAGGGUCUUCUGAUUGAUAACCAGAGGCUGGCUGCGACCCAUGUUGCCCUUAAGCAGGAAUUGGAAGCUGCACAAUUUGAGCUGCAGCGCAUGGCUUACCAUGUUGAUUCGCUGCGGUCAGACAAGGAUGUUGAGAUGAGGGAGUUGUAUGACAAGUCUGUGCGUUUGGAAGUGGAUCUUCGUGGGGUUGAGGCUAUGCAGUCUGAGCUUCUUCAGGUUCAAGCGGAUGUUAAGGAACUCACUGUUGCAAGGCAAGAGCUCUCUGGCCAGGCGCAAGCGAUGACCCAAGAUUUUGCUAGAAUCAAUGCUGACUUGCAACAGGCACCGGCUCUAAGAGCAGAAAUUGAAUCUAUGAAACAAGAACUGCAACGUGCUAGAGCUGCCAUUGAGUAUGAAAAGAAGGGUUAUGCAGAGAACUAUGAGCAUGGUCAGGUGAUGGAGAAGAACCUGAUCUCAAUGGCUAGGGAGCUGGAGAAACUACGUGCAGAAAUUGCUAAUACUGAGAAGAGGGCACGUGCUUCAGUUGCUGUUGCUAAUCCCAGUGGUGGUUACAAUGCAAAUUAUGGGAAUCCUGAAGCUGGAUAUGCAGGAAAUCCUUAUCCUGCCGCCUAUGGCAUGAAUCCUGUACAAGGUGGUGCUGAAAAUUUUCCUCAGUAUCCUAUGCCGGGUGCUUGGGGUGCAUAUGAUAUGCAGCGAGCUCAGGGACACAGAUAAGCUAGUUCAGCCCUGAUCCUGAGCUACAUUCUGAUGGUAUCAUGGCUGCAGCGCAUAGAUAUUUAGGUCUGUGAUUGAAGUGUUUUCUCAUUAUUGACCUUUUGGAAGAUUUUUUGUGCUCAAGUUAACUACCUAAAAAAAAAUAAAUUCACAGAUCCUAUUACCUUGUUGGUGUAGUACACUACUUAUAAUUUGGUUUUCUAUGAUGCUUUGCUUGCACCGGCUUCUUUUGAUGCAUUUCAUAAUGAUAUUUAUGAUCUUUAAUUUUAUUGCAUAAACUCUGUGACUGUCAUAUUUAAAUAAUUAUAUUUUCUACCUUUCAUAGAACUCUAGAAAAUAUGCUUCUGCUCUUUGUAUGUGAGAUUGUGACUUUUUGAGUACCCAGUAGAUACUUAUGUCAUAAAUCAUUAGGAAAUUUCAGUAUAGGAACACUCACUAUUGCUAUAUUACUACUGGGAAGAAUAGUGUGUGAAUUCUUCAAGCUGUAUUGAUCAUAACCUUGAUCUGGAAGACCAGAAGUAUUAGACAUGCAAAUGUAAUGUUUGCAAUGUAUACUUGACAGUUCCCCAUUCAAUUUUGUUAGCCAGUAGUUGGGUUCUAGUUUCUUAGACGUGGUUAGUGGUUUAUGCUGCUCUUUUGGGGUCUUAGACUGCACCAGUGAAGUGAGUGUGUUAAUUUUGAUCGAUUUAUGUUGUUCCUGAAAGGAUGUAGUCCUAUUCUCCGCAAAAUCAUAUUCUUUACUGCAAGCUCUGCUGAUUCUGAAUAAUUGGUAGCUGUUGCACCUUGUUUGGUUGUCUUAGCCGAAACUUGCAAUUAUUCAUGUUAAUUUGCAGUUUUUCUAAUUUGAGCUGUAUCCCUUAUGUCAAAUUUGUAUGUAGUGGACUAAAAUAGUAUGUUGACAUGGCUGCGAAAGUCAUAGUACUAUGCUCCCCCCUGGACUACUCUGGCCAACCCAGGUUCUAUACUUCUAUUGUCACCUUCUCUUAUCUAGGGACGUGCAGCGAUUUUAGUUCAACGAUAUUUACAAGGAAAGGAACAAUUUUUAUCUGUUCUCCUUAUUGGGUUGCCAUUUAAGUUUAGUUUAAGAUAUGUUCUUCAAGGAAAGGAACAAUCAUUGAUGGUGAAAUUGUCAUUUUUUUUUCCUAAAUUGGUUGUUAAUUGAGUUUAGUCCAAGAGUUAUUUAAAGACAGAAAGUCUGUCUCGUUCCAUUUAGUGGGCUAGCAGCCUAAUGUAAGAGAAGUAGUCAUUGCCUGACGUAUGCUAUUCCUUGGGAAGAACUCAACGUUGGAGCAGCGAGAUGAUUUUCUGGUCAAGUUUGCAACCUUUUGGCCAUGUAAAUCCGCUGCGUCAUCAUGAACAUGAAUUUUUAAGGUGAUGGCCUGAGUUUAUGAGGUGGUUAUUUUUGGCAAGCCAAGUGACAUGCUUUAACUGAACAGACGUGGAGGUGAUUUGAACUUCCACCGCGGCCCUUGGUCGGGCUCUGUUAGAUGACUGUAAAUCACCAGUGCAUACCAGUUUUAUAGCCGGCCACUAGGCAUGAUCAAAUAUUCAUCGCCAAAUGCUCACACAUUCAUUGAAGUUGAACAAAGUUGGCAUCAUGGUUUUUCUAGUUCUACUGCUCCUUGUCUUCAUAGACCAUGCAUACCAUUGCUCAAGUGAAAUGUUAUACAGAAAGAAGGGUCGAUUCGGAUUCUUAAGCAUUUUGGUUUUGAUCUUGUGGGGGGUAACAACCCAAAUAUACUCUAUGACGGAUUAAUGUAUAAAAAUCAUACAAUGUUACAAGCAACAAUUUCUCCUCAA
Argentina anserina (silverweed cinquefoil) is the source of this 2956-nucleotide messenger RNA. Its product is annotated as protein FLX-like 1. NCBI's taxonomy places the organism in Eukaryota, Viridiplantae, Streptophyta, Magnoliopsida, Rosales, Rosaceae. The record is from RefSeq and is a predicted model, not a curated record. The transcript is spliced from 6 exons. Bases 239 to 1156 code for a protein of 305 amino acids.